UUGUCAUACCAACUCUGUAAAGUAAGGUAAGCAAGGUAAACGUCGUAUUGUCAUUUACGACAGCUAAUACCUGAUAAAAAAAUAUUAACUUCUUAUUACCUCAAGCAAAAUGAGUGACACUGAAGAGAAACAAAAAUAUCCGAAGCAGCAAAUUGCUGCGAUUCUUACAAUGACAGUCUUCAAAAAACUGUGUUUGGUAGGAAUACGAACGGCUUUAUAUGCCUACUUGGAGAAUAUCGCAAAGUACAGUAAAGACGACGCUGAAAUGGUAUAUAACGCCUUUCGCAGCUUUAACUAUUGUUGUCCCUUGCUGGGGGCAUUAAUUGCCGACUGUUUUAUUGGAAAAUUUUACACAAUUGUGUUUUUCCUGAUUGCUUACACAAUCGGAACAUUGGUGUUGUCAGGAUCGGCUGUCCAAUUCUCAGAGGACAUUUCGCUACCGCUUUUCUUCUUCUCCCUUGGUUUGAUUACCCUGAGUGUGGGGGUGAUUAAACCGUGCAUUGCUGCGUUCGGAGGAGACCAGUUUAAGUUACCGGAACAGCACAAGCACCUGGAACAUUUCUUUUUGUUGGCUUACGUUGCUGUGAACACGGGAGCAGCAAUUGGCAUUUACGAAGCACCAAAUCUUCGAAAAAUGCAUUGCUUUGGGGCUGAUAGUUGUUAUUCAGCUGCGUUUCUAUUAUCCACUGUUAGCAUCAUUAUCAGCUUAAUUGUAUUUGUGGCGGCGAAACGCUGGUACGUCUGUGUCAAGCCACAAAGGUAUAAUACCGUCCUUUGGGUGUUGUGUAUGCUGAACGGAGUUAAGGAAAAAAUCGUUUCGAAAGAAAAACAAGAGCACUGGUUGGACUACUCUAAAAAAUCGUAUGGAGAGUCGUUUGUGAGACAAACAAAAAAUACCUUAAAAGUGGUUGUGAUUUUUACGGUUCUUCAAUUUCAUGGGGCCACUGUUAUUAUUACGAUGACUGGUUGGAGCACACAGUCACACUUUAUGCGAAAUGAACAAGGAGGCAGAGUUUUUAACCCGUCAACAAUUCGGUUCCUGAAUUAUGUAGCUGUGAUUCUUGUUACGCCAAUACUGUGUCUGAUUGUGUUGUUUUUACGUUCAAAAUGCCACAUCCGUGUUACACCACUUCAGCGUAUAGCCUGUGGUGCCUUUAUUGCGUCCGUAACUAUGUUCGUAGCAGCCGUUUUAUCUUUAAUAAUAGAAGCCGAAGUUCCAAAUUUGCCAGGACAAGGAGAAUGUCAUAUCAGAUUUUACAACCCUCUUAACUGUGCAGUUAAAAUAGACGCUCCUCCUUUCAUAGAUAAGGUGCAAAUUGAUCCAAUGGGAUACAAGUUUAUCUCAGUCAAAGUGAAAGGUACCAAGAAGUUAAAGCAUACGAUUUCUGGGUGUGAUAAAACAAUUUCAAACACCACCGGCCCAUUUGUUGUGGUCGAAGAAGUGAGCUUGGGUUAUUUUACCACGACAAAUGGUCUACAAGCCUUUAAAGAAGAUUUGGAAAAAGAUGCGGAUGGUGAUGCAAAAAUCAGAAGUUUAGUUGGAAGUUUGGGAAAAACAGACGAGAAAAUCAAAUAUGGUUGUGCAAAUGAUCAUGUCAUUAAAAUUGCGUCUCAGGAUUAUUCGGUGCAUAAGGUUGACUAUGGUUUUUACGAUAUUGGAGGUGUUAAAGACGCUGCAAGGUUUUUUCGUGGUGGCAUUUAUAGAGUUUUGCUUUAUUUCCAGGAUAAUAAAGUCGGGAACGUCACCUUUUAUGAAGUUGGGAAACCACAUCAGUUACACAUUUUGUGGCAAAUUCCCCAGUGUGUGCUCCACGCCAUAAGCAGGGUUUUGGUAACACCAGCAAUUUCAGAAUUUGCAUAUACACAAACGCCUUUUAAGUCGUUGAAAUGCACCAUCACUGCAAUUGGAUUGAUGGCAACAGGGGUAGGAGGAAUUAUAGUUAUACUGAUAGAAUUGAUGCAUCUUAAACAGUCGCAUUAUUACUUUACAUUUGGGGGAUUUACGAUGCUGUUUACAUUAAUUUUUAUUUUCUUAGCAGUUAGAUAUAGAUAUGUGGAUCAACGGUACGGUAAAGAAGAAAAUAUAUUAACUGAAGAUACCGAGAGCAAAGAUGAGUAGGAUUUCAAAAAUAAUAAAUAGUUUUAAAAUUUUAAAAUUGAUUCAACUCAUU
Tribolium castaneum (red flour beetle) is the source of this 2171-nucleotide messenger RNA. Its product is annotated as peptide transporter family 2. Lineage: Eukaryota; Metazoa; Arthropoda; Insecta; Coleoptera; Tenebrionidae. Gene Ontology annotation, biological process: dipeptide import across plasma membrane. Gene Ontology annotation, cellular component: plasma membrane. Gene Ontology annotation, molecular function: dipeptide transmembrane transporter activity. The coding region runs from base 110 to 2119 and encodes 669 amino acids. The transcript is spliced from 7 exons. The record is from RefSeq and is a predicted model, not a curated record.